GCAGACCUCAAUUGUCAAAAUGCCUAAGGAGAAGACUACCCGCAAGACCACCAAGCGCGUUGAGCGCAAGAAGAAGGACCCCAACGCUCCCAAGCGUGGUCUCUCCGCCUACAUGUUCUUCGCCAACGACAACCGCGACAAGGUUCGCGAGGAGAACCCUGGCAUCUCCUUCGGGCAGGUUGGUAAGAUGCUUGGUGAGCGGUGGAAGGCCCUGAGCGAUUCGGAGCGCCGCCCUUAUGAGGACAAGGCUGCUGCCGAUAAGAAGCGUUACGAAGAUGAGAAGGCCAGCUACAACGCUGCUGCUGAAGAGGAGGAGGAGUCGUCUUGAAGCUCCCUGAUCCCCUAGGUCUUAUUGAGUGGGACCCAAUGGCGUUUGUGUCUUUUCUCGUGUGACGUGUAUUUGUGGCUUUUCAUAUUCUAUUAUCUACUCAACGGCUUCUGGUACGGAUGACGGUGGUUUUUCCUCUCCUUGCUUUUCUGUUCAUGAAGGAUAUCAAUGGGAAAUGUUUACUGUACGGACUGGCGGCUUUCGGACACAUUUUGACUUGAAUCGAGGAGUCUGGGCGCUGAACUUCAGAGCUGCAGG
Messenger RNA from Aspergillus saccharolyticus JOP 1030-1, 586 nucleotides. It is a transcript of the gene nhp6, whose product is annotated as high-mobility group nucleosome-binding protein. The record is from RefSeq and is a predicted model, not a curated record. The coding region runs from base 20 to 328 and encodes 102 amino acids. The transcript has 4 exons. Lineage: Eukaryota; Fungi; Ascomycota; Eurotiomycetes; Eurotiales; Aspergillaceae.